CGCAGAGGUUCUUGUUCCAUAUGUGCAUGCACUCACAUCACUGAGGCGCACUGUUAGAGCGUCCAUGAAGGGCUCAAAUAAGCCAUCCGUGACUCUGAUGAUCGUUGGAAAGAGAACUCUUGCCUGAUUGCUACUCAAUAGCUAUUGAGUGGACAGUAAGCUUCCAAAUCAACUGAAAGAACAAUCAAAUUCUGGCUAUUUACGUUAGAGCGACUUUCGUUUGACAUACUGACAGUUGAUAACUGGGAGAAAGCAGAACUAUGGUGAGGCAAAGGGAGAAGGGCAACCCCGACAAGGAUAAAUAUGGGACCUGGAAGCAGAAUCUGCCCAUUAUGUACGACUGGAUAAUGAACCACAACCGUGGAUGGCCGUCUCAGAGCUGCAGGUGGGGGGAGGCAAUCGAAGACUUCAAGUACAAGAAGCGGCAUUAUCUGUACCUCUCAGACAGGACGGACCCCGAGGGAACCGACCCAAACAAACUGUCUGUGUGGACGCUUGACGUCACCAAGCCGCGGGUUGCACCAGCAGAGUCCUUGAAGUAUGAUGAGAAAGCCAAGAGCCCAAACAUCAAGCCAUACUCCACCAUCAUCCACCCAGGAGAGGUGAAUAAGAUCCGUGAGUGUCCGCAGCACCCGCACAUUGUGGUGACGCACACGGAUGCAAAGGAGCUGUAUGUGUGGGACAUUGAGAAGCAGCCCAACCGGGCCACCGACAAGCUGCAGAAGCUGUCUAUUCCGGACCUUGUUCUGGUGGGUCACGAGCAGGUGGCGGCCUUUGCGCUGGGCAUGAGCUCGGCAAAGACCCUUGUAGCCAGCGGCGGCGAAGAUCAGAAGGUGCGGAUUGUACCGAACAUAGACCAGGGGGAAAGCGCGGGGCCGGCCAAAUACUCGCCGCCUGCCCCGUCCCUGGCACCUAGGUUCAAGCUCAAGGGUCACAGCGCAACGAUAGAGGAUGUGGUGUGGCGGCCGGGCAGCACAGAAGAGCUGGCCAGCGUGGGCGAUGACUACAAGCUGCUGCUGUGGGACACGCGCGCGCAGCCGGGGCCGGCUGCCGCUGUGGAACAAGCGCACGGCCAACAGGACGUCCAGUGCGUGGACUGGAGCGCGCUGCAGGAACAUAUGCUCGUCACUGGGGCUGCGGACGGCAGCGUGAAGGUGUGGGACCGGCGGCAGCUGAAGGAAGCGGUGCACACCUUCAAGCUGCAUGACUCGGCCAUCAUGCGAGUGGAGUGGGCACCCUACAAGCCAGGUGUGUUUGCGAGCGGGGGCGAGGACAAGCUGAUAGCAGUGUGGGACCUGGAGCGCCAAGACAAGAUGCCCGGCGGCGGCGAGGAGGCCGGCCCGGAUGCGAAGAAGGCGCGCACCAUCGGCGCCUCGCUGCCGCCGCAGCUCAUGUUCCACCACGCGGGCCACCGCUCGCAGGUGGUGGACUUCCAGUGGCACCCGACGGAUCCCUACACCAUGGUCAGCGUGUCGGACGCCGGAGCAGGGGGCACGCUGCAGGUGUGGCGCAUCAGCGACCUCAUUUGGCGCCCCAUUGACGAAGUCCUGCGCGAGCUUGAGGAGCACAGGGACUACAUUCUGGGCGUGAAGGAAGAGGCGAGGGAGGCUGCGAGCGGCGCGAACACAGCUCCUGCUGCUGAUAAGCCAGUCAGGAGCGGAGUGACAGACACGACUGUUGUGGCGCCGGCAGCGCCAAAGGGCGCCAGCAAAGAGGAAGCUGCAGCCAGGGCUGCUGACAGUGCUGACCCCAUGGACGAGAGCUGAGUCAUCGCUGACAGAUGUGAUCCUGGCCCAUUCCGGCCAGUUUGCCUGCAGCUGCAGUAGCUGGCUACGUUGGCAUUUCCCUUCCUACUAAUGUGCCUGCAGCUGCAGAUAUGCCUGCAGCAGCAGUAGGUGGCUAUGUUGACAAUUUUAAGGCAGUCUCAUUAGACCCCCAAGUAAGAGGGAUUGAGUCAGGCAGCGAGGGUGUGCGGCCAGCCAGUGCUGCGUAGUCUCGGACUUAUUGAUUUGUCUCUUGGGCAGAGAUAUGCCCGUUGAUGCGCUGUGCAGCCUUUUACCUAUGCAUGUGGGUGAGUGGCAGGCUUGUGUGCUUUUUAAGGAAGGUUGGACUGCUUGGAUGUCACAUUGAUGACUUUGUUAUGCUUGGCAAAAUAAUUCUUUCAUAUGGAAGUGGUCCUUACAUCGAUCUAAUCUCAAAGAGAUCAAUAUACGAAACUCUGUUGCCAGUGGCAAAGCAAGAGCGAGUAAGCUCCCGUACAUAUGGUCCAGGGAUUACUGUAUUGCGUUUUGUAAGUGGCAAUUCAAUCCGGCUUGAAUGCAAGACAUACAAGACAAAUCUGCGCUGUGCGAGCGCUGAUGGCAAUUGGAAAAGUGUACUUCCAAGCACUUAUUGCAUGCAAGGCCUAUUUGCAAGGGUCCACAGCCGAUCCGACUUGAUUUACAAAGGAACACACCGAGAAUAUCACCAUGCUAUCAUGGGAAAUUUAAAGUUGUGUGCACAAUGCAAUCAUUCCAGGCCUCUGAUCAGAAUGACGUCAACCGGCUGCCUGACAGCUGGUAUCUACACCAAUGUGAAGAACUUCCUGACAGGGAUGGUGACCUUGAAGUGCGUCUGGCCUGGUGGGAAGUGCACAUAGUCUCCUGCAUUGAUCUCCACUGGCUCGCCACCUUCAUAUGUGACGUAGAACUGGCCAGCCAGGAUGUAUGCGUACUCGUCCUUGCUGUAAGUCCAGGGAAACUCGCUGGGAGCGCAGUCCCAGAAUGUCCACACCUUGGAUUUGCCAGCCACAUAAUCGUCCAGACUGAAGGCUGUCAGCUUCUGUAGUGCCUCGAUGGGCUCGCUCUUCGUGAUGGUGAUCUGGGGAGCCAUGGUGGUGGCAGGUCUUGCAAACUUUAUUCAGAAUCUCCGGUUUCGAGGGGUAGGUAAGGCGGAUCUCAACGAAGCACUCGCCAGCCGUAAGUUAUGCUUCAGAAAGAAAGUUUGUUGCGGGAAAGCAG
Coccomyxa subellipsoidea C-169 is the source of this 2999-nucleotide messenger RNA. Its product is annotated as WD40 repeat-like protein. Gene Ontology annotation, molecular function: histone binding. NCBI's taxonomy places the organism in Eukaryota, Viridiplantae, Chlorophyta, Trebouxiophyceae, Coccomyxaceae. Gene Ontology annotation, biological process: regulation of gene expression. Bases 261 to 1766 code for a protein of 501 amino acids. The record is from RefSeq and is a predicted model, not a curated record. The transcript has 16 exons. Gene Ontology annotation, cellular component: nucleus.